Messenger RNA from Pichia kudriavzevii, 3729 nucleotides. RefSeq lists its product as uncharacterized. Gene Ontology annotation, molecular function: U2 snRNA binding; protein binding. Gene Ontology annotation, biological process: mRNA splicing, via spliceosome. Gene Ontology annotation, cellular component: U2 snRNP; nucleus. The record is from RefSeq and is a predicted model, not a curated record. The coding region runs from base 1 to 3729 and encodes 1242 amino acids. The transcript has a single exon. Lineage: Eukaryota; Fungi; Ascomycota; Pichiomycetes; Pichiales; Pichiaceae.
AUGGCAGAUAUAAACCCAGAUUUCUCGUUAUAUCACCUCACUUUGAAGCAACAGAGUGGGUCCGUUGGUUCGAUUAUUGGUAACUUUUCAGGAUUGCAAAAAUCACAGGAAGUUGUUAUUGCAACCCAAACAUCAUUACAAUUAUGGAAAUUUGACAAAGGCACAAAAGCAUUCAAGAAAGCUUUGUUUCAAAAUGCAUUUGCAAAUAUUACAAAUAUAGCUGUUUACCCCACUUCAUCUAAGGACUUGAUUCUUUUGGUUUCCGACGCAGGUGCGCUCACUAUAGUUGAGUAUCUUGCAAAUAAAAAUAAAUUUCAUACCCUGAAAAAUGAAAUAUUCUACAAAACUGGUGUUCGAAGAACCUCUCCAAUUGAAUACAUUGCUUCUGACCUAAGAGGACGUGCAGUAAUGCUUGGAGCGAUUGAACGUACAAAACUUGUCUUUACAAUAUUACAAAAUGGUGAAAGUAAUCUUGUGCACGUCAAUUCACCAAUUGAAAUGAAUAGGAGUGAUGUGUUGACUUUUGACAUGAAAGCGAUGGACACAGGUUUAGAGAAUCCUAUUUUUGCAACAAUAGAGACUGAAUACUCAUCUCCUACACAAAAGUUGCUGAACUAUUAUGAAUUCGACCUAGGAUUAAACCAUGUGAUGUUACUCGAAUCUGAGACAAUUAGACACUCUUCUAAUCAUAUAAUUCCUGUACCCGGUGGAGUUCAUGGCCCAAGUGGGAUAUUUCUAUGUUCUGAAGGAAUGAUUCAAUACAAAUGUCCUUUCAAGCCUACUCAUUAUGUCCCAAUACCUACAAGAGCUGGUAACAGUAACUUGAGAUCUUUUAUAGUGGCCAGUGUUGUCCAUAAAAUGAAAAAUGGGUUUUUCUGUUUAGCUCAAAAUCAGUUUGGUGAUAUCUUCAAAAUAAUCGUCGAUUUUUUAUCUCCGCAAGAACGUAGUUUUGAUAUUAUGGAUGAAAGGGAAAGCGGACCAGGUAUGGUGACAUCUAUCACAGUUAAAUAUUUUGAUACCAUUCCUGUCUGUAAAUCCUUGCUUAUUUUGAAGAGUGGAUUUCUUCUGGCUGAUUGUGAGGCAGGGGACCGACAUGUUUACCAAUUUGAAAAGUUAGGUGAUGGUGAUGAUAAUGAAUGGAACUCGCAAGAUUACCCUGACGAGCUAUCAGUAAUGGAAGAAGAAGUGAAGAAUCUCGUUUUUGAAACUAAGAGCUUGGAAAACAUAGUUUUGGUUAAUUCAAAUACAAUGCUUCAUCCAAUGGUGGAAAUGAAGCUGUCCGACGGUGACUUCAUCAACAACUUGCCUGAAUUGUAUUCACUCACUGGCUCAAAAGCAAACUCUGCAGUUAAGAUCUUACACAAUAGUAUCCAAUUAUCUGAGAUUGUUACACAAGAUUUGCCGUCUAAGAUUUUAGGUGCAUUUACAACUAGGAUUCACAACUCUGACGAUUACGAUAAAUUUAUCAUUCUCUCUUUUUUUGAUGGAUCGAUUAUUCUACGAAUCGGUGAUGAAGUUGAGGAAGCUGAAAAUUCCGGAUUCAUAGAUACAAUAACGACAUUGAACAUUCAACAAAUUGGGGAUUCAUCAAUUGUACAAAUCCAUGCUACCGGUUUCAAGCAGGUCUUCUAUGAUACACACGACGAACCAGUUAAAUCGCUUGAUUGGAAUCCUCCUCCUAAUGUGGAAGUGCUGUCUUCAUCCUGUACAAACACACAGGUUGUUUUGGGCUUGAGUAACGGUGAUGUAGUAUAUUUUCAAACACUGGAAGAUAAUACACUUUGUGAAAACAAAGUCCAUAAGGAGUUCAACUCUUCCAUUAUUGGCGUUGUAAUUGGUGAUAUCCCGCAAGGCAAAAAGUUUGCACCGUUUAUUGUGGUCACCUGCAAGGAUUGUACAUUACAUGUUUUAUCUACGGAUCCCAGACAUAUGCUUGAGACUACGACCGUAGAAAGGCUGGAAUCAGUUGCGUCAUCAUUACUGAUAACAACAUUUUGCAGUCGUGGAAGCGUUGAUGGAACACUGACUACAUUUGUACAUGUUGGAUUAAGAAACGGUAACUAUAUGAGAUACUCUGUACUUGAAGAUGGUACAUUGGUAAGUAUGAAGAAAAAAUUCAUUUUACAUGCACCGCUCAGAUUAUUCCCUGUAAAAGUAACGAACAAAAAUCGUGAGGUUACAACACUGACAUUAAUAAACUCCAAGAUAUCUUUUAUUGUUGUUCCAGAAGAUCACGGUGACAUAAAACUAAUUUCGUUACCUAUGCCUGAGAAGUUUAUUGAGCCCGAGGAAGAAGAUGAAAAUGAAAAUGAUGAAGUAGCAGAAUAUGCGAAAAUCUAUGGGUGCAUAGCAUCAUUACAUUCUGCGGAUGUUCCACAAGGACUUUUGUUAACACAUGCCGGUCGCUUAACAAUUGCAAGUAUGCCAGAGUUGAAUGUUGUUGAUACCUCCGGCGAAGGCUGUCAAGAUGCGGUGAUAAAUACAUUAAGGUCAAUGGAGAAUAUAGAAUCCAUCAACCUAAGAUACACACCAAGGGCAUGUAUAGAGCAUGAAAAAACAAAAAUGACCUACAUUGCAUGUACUGAUACGCAAAUUGCCUCCUCCAGCAACGAUAGAGGUGAUCCUGGUGCCGAUGAGAUUACUUUGUAUCAUACUGAGGAAAACGAUGAGUUGCUGAAAUUCCAACAAUGUGGGUACCCGACUAGUCCUGAUAGUAGUGCGUCAUGUAUUCACGUAUUUUCUUCAGAAAAAGGUGCAAUUGGUCAAACAAUUGAGCUAACAAACAAUGAGGGGGCAUAUCGUGCAGGUAUUGCAACGAUGGAGAGGAAUGGUGAUAUCGGUGACUAUCUCUUUGUUACUACGAUAGCUAACUUCCGAUCACCUAGUGACUACAAGAAUACAUUUGUUAGAGUUUACCAAAUCUUGGAAGACGGAAGCUUGGAUUUUGUGUAUAAACAAGAAUUUCCAAAGCCAGUGCUUGCCAUCCAUCCAUUCCAAGGAUUGGUGCUGUUUGGAUUUGGUGAUGAAUUAGGGCUUUAUCAACUAGGUAAGUUGCAGUUACUGCGGAAAGGUGGUCUAAAAAUGGAUAGUUAUGAAAUCAAGGAUAUAGUAGAUAUAAAAUCCAGUGGAUUUAGAGUUUUUGUUAGUGAUAUCAGAACCAGUGUCUAUGUCUUUACAUAUGACAGUACACGGAACAAAUUCAGCCUAACAUUUGAUGACAUGAUUUAUCGACAUGUUACCCGUUCAGUUGUUCUUGAUCAUGAUACAAUUAUGUUGGGCGACAAAUUUGGCACAAUUACAACACUAAGGAAUAAUGUCAAUCCAAAACUUGGCCUUCUAUCGAGUUUCUAUAUUGGUGACACGAUUACCUCCCUGAUGAAGAAACAGAUAGGCAUCGGUGGUGAAGAGGUGGUGGUCUACGGUGGAAUCAAUGGUACAAUUGGCUCACUUCAUACGUUAAAAACGGUCAAGGAGAUCAAUUUUUUCAAGGAAUUGGAAAAGCUAAUAAGAAACACCUUAGAUGAAAAUGGAGAUUUUCUAAUAGAAAGAGACGUGCUUAAAUUUAGAAGCUAUUAUGUUCCAAGGCGAGCAUGUAUUGAUGGUGAUUUAGUGGAAUUGUUUUUGGACAUGCCCGAUGAAAUGAGAGAGAAGAUAUCCUCAAUGAUGGAACGACCAACAGCGCUGAUUGACAAAAGAAUCGUCGAAAUGAGAAGCAGGGUAGGCUAUUAA